AUGAGGUGUAGCCGUGCGCAGGGGUUGAGUGACGAAUUCGAAGUAUUAUUGGCUGCUUUCGUCGAUGCUCACGGGCGUUUGUCUGGUACGGAGGGUUGCGAGUUUAAGAGGGUCCGCGUUGAGUUUGGAACACUGGAAGAGAUAAACAAUAACUGUAGAUCACCCAUCGAAGUGACGGUGGCCGUGCCUAGAAAGGAGUGCGGUGGUGAAUCGGGGACUGGAACCCGGGUACUGGGACUCUUCUUGGGUGAGUCGUUUAAGUAUGAAGCCCUGAAGACCGAGGACGCUGUGGAGAGGGAAGUUUAUUCUCAGAGGGAAGUUUAUGAUGCUGCCAAUCAAGGUAGUACCGAGGAAACUGCUGCCGAUGAGCCCUGCCUUCCGGAGUCUGGGAGGAAGGAGGUAAUCAGGCAGGAGUACAAUUGGUUUCGUGAGCCGAACAAGAUGGAGUUGACGCCUGGUUCAAUUGUGAAUCAGUCGAUUGAUCCUCGAGUGUUAAGGGAGUUUGUUCAACUGGUAUCGAAUCAAAUAGUUUCGAAUAUACCAGUAAGGAGUGUGAAUGAUGAGCUAAAGAAGAAGCUUACAAUGCAACUGGCAGGUGACAGGAAGGAGGAGUUAUUAGAAGUGGCUAACGAGGUUGGAUCUCACAAGGUAAAAAGGAAGCGUUACUAUCGCUUUACUGUAUAUGAUCCGUGUUCUGAGGAAGAUAGUGUGUCUAUAGAUUUGGCUUGUGUUCAAGAUGAUAAGCCUCCUGUAAUAAGCUUCAUUGAAACGCUAAGGAACGCUAUUUGCGCCAGUAGCCGGGUCGUUCGCGAACGGCCCAAGACGGUCCUGGCGCUUAGUAUAGGAUUAGCCCUGGCGGGUCUGUGGUAUAAGUAUACGCCUUGGCUGAAUGUGGAGACAGAGGGGGUUUUGCCCAAGACCCUAGAAACCACGAUCAUGCCGAACACAAACAUGCCGAACAUGAUCGUGACGAACACAAGCAUGCCGAACACCACCAUGCCCGACAUGGUCACGCCGAACACCACCGUGCCCCACACGAUCAUGCCGUCACAAAUAAUCAUCUUCGAGAACAACUCCUCCUCGGCGCUAAACUCCACCAAGAACAACACCGUACCAGAGGUCGAUCACGACAGGCACACUCAAAAGUACGAUCCCGCGGUGCUACAGACCGCAGUGAUGAACGAUGAAGAAGGAAAGACCUUUGGCAAAGAUAAGUCAGUCGUACGGUUCGAUUAUGAAGACGACAUCCCAGAUCAAGAUCACGUCGAACACAUUCGCCUUAAGCGCUACGGCGAGAGCUGGAUUUCUGACUCCUACGAGAUUGUGUGGGAGGACGACCCACCCUGCUGCCCUCCUUCCCCCCACCGGUCCAGCAACUAA
Molecule: messenger RNA, 1380 nt
Organism: Gregarina niphandrodes
Lineage: Eukaryota; Apicomplexa; Conoidasida; Eugregarinorida; Gregarinidae
Exons: 2
Coding region: 1-1380 (459 amino acids)
Source: RefSeq, a predicted model, not a curated record